UUCCGCCCACUGACAACAAUGAUGUGACGCUAUUUUUCCCAUUGACAACAAUGAUGGGGCGCUAUUCCUCCCAUUGACACCAAUGAUAGGGCACUAUUCCUCCCACUGACACCAAUGAUGGGGCACUAUUCCUCCCACUGACACCAAUGAUGGGGCACGGCACUAUUCCUCCCACUGACAACAACUGUGGGGCACUAUUCCUUCCACUGACACCAAUGAUUGGGCACUAUUCCUCCCACACUGAUGCCAAUGAUGGGGCACUAUUCCUCUCACUGACACCAGUGAUGGGCACUAUUACUCUCACUGACACCAAUGAUACUUACAUUGCUGACCCCUGCUCCAGCCCGGGCUCCCUCCCUCUCCUAUCCACAGCCAGCAUACCCUGCUCUACC
This is a messenger RNA of Staurois parvus, 392 nucleotides long. The record is from the annotation of a GenBank genome assembly. Lineage: Eukaryota; Metazoa; Chordata; Amphibia; Anura; Ranidae.